Molecule: messenger RNA, 1273 nt
Organism: Chelonoidis abingdonii (Abingdon island giant tortoise)
Lineage: Eukaryota; Metazoa; Chordata; Testudines; Testudinidae
Product: peptide methionine sulfoxide reductase MsrA-like
Biological process (GO): cellular response to oxidative stress
Cellular component (GO): cytoplasm
Molecular function (GO): peptide-methionine (S)-S-oxide reductase activity
Source: RefSeq, a predicted model, not a curated record
GCUCCUGCGCUGAUUGAAUUGAAUCCGGGCCAAGGAAAUUAUGUAGCCUGCCUGCCCUCCUCAGGAAAGGGGAGAGAGCCGGAGCCAGGGAAGGAAUUGUCUGCGAGCUGCCAAGCCGCCCGGCUGCGCUGCCAGCGAAACGCCUCGCAGACCCGAGCCCAACUCUGGACUUUUGUCUCUCUUCCCCUCCCUGGCCCCCAACUCUCUCCAGUCUGUUCACAUUUGGCUACUAAACCUUCGGAGUCCUUAGCAGGUAGCCAAGGGCAGCUAGGAAAAUCAGGACAAGGCAUCCCCACCUCUGCGGCAGCUAUGUGCUUUGGAAGCAGAAUAAAAUGGCUCCAGUCUGGCCAGGCAUGCUGUCAGCGGGAACGCGACACUCCCGCCAUUCCCAGAGGGAAUGCAGAUGGCUGUUUUCGGCAUGGGAUGUUUUUGGGGAGCCGAGAAGAUGUUCUGGAGCUUGCCAGGCAUCUUCUCCACCCAGGUGGGCUACGCAGGAGGCUUCACCCCAAACCCCACCUACAAAGAAGUCUGUACAGGUCUGACCGGACACGCGGAAGUGGUCAGGGUUGUGUACGACCCCCAGAAGACCAGCUACGAGGCCCUCCUCAAAGCCUUCUGGGAGAACCAUGACCCCACCCAAGGCAUGCAGCAAGAGGAGAAUGUCGGCACACAGUAUCGCUCGGUCAUCCACACGUUCGGAGCCCAGCAGAGGGAUGCUGCCCUGAAGUCGAAGGCGAUGUAUCAACAGGAGCUGGCCAAACAGCAGCUGGGGCCCAUCACCACUGAAAUCCAGGCGGCCGGGGAGUUCUAUUAUGCAGAGGAUUACCACCAGCAGUACCUGCACAAGACCCCCAAGGGAUACUGCAGCCAAAAGGGGACCGGCGUGGCCUGUCCCAUCCACCCUGCAGCUCAACAAGAGUCAUGAAGGGAGUAUGCCUGGGAGUCGUGGCGAUCAACACCCACGAGCAGUUGCCAUGGGAACGGAAGCAGCCUAGCACCUCGUUUUAAGCGACCAGCGGGAGCGCAGGUGGCUUUUCUUUUCCCGGCCACCUCUGGACCCAGCUGGACGGCCUGAUUCACAGACGUGACGGGUUCUGCACCAGGCAAACUGCCCCUUGAGUCCCUUCCUGCCCUGCGUUUCUGGACGGUUACCAUAGCGUGGGGGAUGUCCAAGCGCAUGCUCUGGGUCUGAUCCCUGGCAAGGCUCCAGGGUUCAGAGAUCACCCCUCGGUCCUGUUCGCUUCGCGGUGGCCUCCAGGCUGAGGUGGGGGGU